UAAACAAAAUAUUUUUUGCUUCACUCUUUGCCACACCACACAUUUUUACUGAUUUCCUUUGUCUAAAAAAACCGACGCACAGAGUUGCAUGGCGGGGCUUAUUUUAUGCUCGUCAGGCGCUAGUGUUUUCGCAGAGGAAAUCAGAUCUGGAGACCUUUCCCCUCGGGGUGCUCUCCUUAUAACCGGUCUAGCCUCCGAUUCAGCACAGCUUUUUUUUCAAGUAGUGCUGGCCAGAGCCUAUUCAAACAUUUUUUUGCACCCAAAAAAUUUAUAAAAAAAAAAUAAUUUAAAAAUCAGCACCAAAACCUCUGAACAAAAUUUAUGUAAAAAAAUUUUUUGUGUCUGUGUAAUCAUGCGUGUGUGUAUAAUACUUUUACACAUUCCUUUUCUUUCCAUUUCAACAUGGUUUUUUGAAUAACUUUACACAAAUAUAUUCAUUUUAUAUUCUCUUUGACUACAAUGCCCAGCGACACUAACAACAACACAGCGUCUUCGCAGAAGAAGAAGCGCCCCAUGGGUCUCAAAGCUCGCGCGACCAAAAAGCAAAAAACAACCAUCGAAUCAGCCACCUCCUCGGGCGCCCAAGUAGUCGAUGAUUUCGGGGACGAAACCACCGCCACAAUCAUGCUCAAAAACGAUGGCGAAGAAGCCAACGAGCUAGACGAACUCGAAGGAAUCUUCGACGGAGCGCUCGAAGCCCUAAACGCAGAUGAUCCCACCAAAGCUAUUACUUUACUCCGCGGAACCAUCCACGAAUGCGAUCGCAUACUGAGGGUUAACGAUGAGGAGGAGGAGAGCAUGGAUUCUAGGUUUUAUUAUAUUUACGGAAUGGCUUUGUACUGUAUUUCGGAGUUUUCGGAGGGCGAGAAAAUGGAGUAUUUGGGCUUGGCUAAGCAGAGACUCGAGACGGCCGAGGAGUUGCAGGAGGAGGUUGGGUGGAAGGUUAUGGAGGGGCUGGCGAAGGUUGCUUUGGACAUGUUGGCUGAGGGAGCGGAGGAUGUGAGUAUCCAUGAUGUUGUUGGCAGGCUGGAGGGCGCCCUGGGCGCACUCAGUGGCCAGGCCAGUCGCGUGGCAGAGACUCUGGGCAUGGCCGAUAUGGUUCUUGCGCUUGCCGAUAGCAAACGCCUCGAGGAUUUUGCCGCCACGCGUCUGGUUGCCUGGGCGCAAGCUGCCCUGGAGGGUCUUCCCGAGCCCCACGACGAUGCCAUUAAGACGGCGAUUGCCCGCGCCCUGUGGAUUUCUGCCAAUUUAUUGCUCGAGCAGCAGGAUGAGGAGACCGGGGAGGUGCCGGAGAAGCCCAGGCUGAUUGUAAUUUUGCAGAGAGCUGGUGCGCUGGUCGAAGGCAUUGUGGAUUUGGGUGAGGCGCUGCUUUUGCGUGGAGAGGUGUUUUUGAAUUUGGGCAACUUGUUGGACAAGGAGGAGGAGCAGGAGGAGGCAUAUGGGAAGGCUGUCGAGUGCUUUAAUGGCGCAAAGGCUCUGGGCGAGUUGCCUGAGCAGUUUGCGCAGUUCUUGGAGGACUUUGAGAAUGGGGGCAUCGAUGACGAUGAGGACGACGAGGAUGAGGACUAAAUCCGAUA
Messenger RNA from Kickxella alabastrina, 1577 nucleotides. RefSeq names its product nuclear pore complex subunit Nro1-domain-containing protein. The transcript has a single exon. Gene Ontology annotation, molecular function: protein binding. The coding region runs from base 460 to 1569 and encodes 369 amino acids. Gene Ontology annotation, biological process: translational termination; positive regulation of cellular response to hypoxia; positive regulation of SREBP signaling pathway. Gene Ontology annotation, cellular component: nucleus. Lineage: Eukaryota; Fungi; Kickxellomycota; Kickxellomycetes; Kickxellales; Kickxellaceae. The record is from RefSeq and is a predicted model, not a curated record.